ACAUACGGUAAAUACAGGCCAAUAUUUAUAUAACGAAAAUUGGUAGUUGGUUUUAUAAUUUUCAACAGUACUUUCUCUACUUGUAUAAAAUGAUUUUAACAACUUUCUAUUCAUAAAACGACAACAAGUGAUACAAAAUGGCACCUCAAUCUCAAGCGGACAAGCUUGGUAACCUGUUAAAGUGGUGUCAAAUACAAACCAGAGGAUACGAGAAAUAUGGGGUUAACGUAAAGAAUUUUACAACGUCGUUUAAAAAUGGUAUGGCUUUUUGUGCCAUGAUUCACAACUAUGGACCGGAUUUAAUCAAUAUGGAGGAACUUAAUCCAGAUGAUGUUUUCUACAAUAAUCAUCUUGCAUUUACAGUUGGCUUUACUCAUUUCAAUAUACCGCAGUAUUUAGAAGCCGAAGAUAUGGUUGCUAUGAGAGUUCCGGACAGAUUAUGUAUUAUUACCUAUAUAUCGGGCAUGUAUAAAGAAUUAGCUAAGAGAGAGAAACAAACUGCUAAAACACCUAUAAAAAAGACUCCUAGUGAUGAAGUAAAAUCAAAUAUAUCCAAUAAACCUGUGCGUCCUACUGCAAGUACCGAAAGCAAUUGUUCUCGUUGUAGGCAUUGUUCGAAAUCUGUAGAGUUUCUUAUCGAAAGAGCUUUCAGCAACGGCGUUUUGUAUCAUAGGAGGUGUUUAUCGCAAAAAAAUCGAGAAAAUUUGACAUUCGUUGGAACGAAAACCAGCUCUGAUCCAGUUAGCGCAACAAAGCCGAUAGUGAGUACUUCUAUCGUAACCUCCUCUACCUCAAACGUUACAAGUCAUAGGAAACCCGAUGUUAUAAUAGACCAAAAUUCUAAGAAAUUCGAUUCCAAAGCUGAUCAUAAUUCCAGAAAACCAGAUAUUUUAAAAGAACAAGAUUUUAGGAAACCGUCUGCGAACAUUGCCGAUAGUAAGAGUAAAGUUUUAACCAGCACGAUUCACCAUCGCAUAAACAAUACUAGUCAGUCAAAACCAAAUGACAAUUUACAACAUGGGCUUAAACAUGACUCAAAACCAACACCAUCAGCUAGUGAAGAAGGAAAAUUUCAACCAAUAUCCCCCAAUAAUCGCACAGGAAGUGUGGUAUCACCGGAAGGGUUAAAAAUUUUUAAACCACUCAAUCGUGUUGAAAAUCGUGAACAACAACCCACCAUAAUUCAAAAGUUUCCAACAACGGUUGGUAAUACUACAGGUCCUACGAUUAUCGGACAGCCGCCCAAAACUAAUUUUGGAUCUAACAAUGGCGUUUGGAAACCAGUUAGACCAAAAGAAAAAAUUAUGAAAGAUCCACCAAUAAAUAGUGUAAGCACAGAAAAUAGCUUAUCACCGAAUGGAAAAGAAAAAACUGUGGAUAAACCUCCAGAUAGAAAACCCACUAUAAUCGGACAUUGUGUUAUGAAACCAGUUAUUCCUAGAAAUAACGUAUGUCAAGAAUGCGGUAAAAUAAUAUCGAGACCGUUCGAAGAGAUAAAAGAAAAUGAGAAAUUUUAUCAUCAGCGAUGUUUGAAUAAGAAGAGAAAAAAUCUCGCCUCGCAGCCAGAGCAAGUUAUUGAAGUGGAAAAAGUCCCUAAAAGUCCUAUAAACAACAAUAAACAGGAGAUUUUACCUCCAAAACCGUUAAGACCACCUAAUCCACCAAACUUAAAAUUGCACAACAGGCCUAUGGAAAGCUACGAAAAUAACCCAGUUAAACCUCCAAGAGGAAUACCCGACGUAGUUGAUAGUAAUCAAAAGAAAACUAUCAAUACGGAGAAAUUAAACGAAAGCGAUAAAAAAUUAUUAGAAAUUAAGAAUCAAUUGGAUAAACUUGAAGUUAAAGGACGUAGAAUUGAAGAAUUAUAUAGAAUAGAGGAAACUAAACCAUCGGGAAAUCCUGAUGGAAUACUUCCAGAAUUCCUUUCGGUUAUUACCGAAAAGAAUGAGCUAGUUAGAUUAGAGGAAGAUAUAAUCUAUAAGAGAAGAAAUGAAGAGUUAGAAAAGGAACAAAAAGCUUUAUUAGAAAAAUAUUAUAAAUUAAAAGAGAAAUUAGGAGAAGGUAAUUAUUCAAAAUCAUUAAAAGAAUUAGAAGAGAGAAUAGUUAAAAUAGUUGAAGAAAGGAAUAGAGUAGUUCAAAAUGUAGAAGAAGCAAGGAAGAGAAUUUUAGAAGAAGACGAAUACGUUCAAACUAUGCUCGAUUUAAAAUUUAAGGGUGUUGGUGGCCAGGAAAGAUAUAUCUCCUAAUUUUUAGAUUAUACUCUUUUUUUUUACUAUUAAUAAUUCAAAGAAAACAAAUUUUAUAUUCAGUAUAUAUAUAUAUAUAUUUCUUAUUAAGGAAAGACUGCCAGAAUAUGAAACACAAAUAAAGAGUUUUACACAAAGAAAGAGAAAAAGAGAGAGAGAGAGAGAGAGAGAGAGAGAAACAAAACGAAUGAUGAAUUUGAGAAUAAAAUCUCCUUAUUCUUUAUCUAUCUAUCUAUCUCUCUCUUUCUGUGUGCCUCAUAAACAGAAAUAUAACUAUGCAAAUUUCAAUGAACCUUAGAUAUUUUGUCUAAUUUUGGACAUUUUAAAGUUAUAAUAAUAAAGUCUAUAUUCCAUAUUCU
Molecule: messenger RNA, 2605 nt
Organism: Dimorphilus gyrociliatus
Lineage: Eukaryota; Metazoa; Annelida; Polychaeta; Dinophilidae
Source: the annotation of a GenBank genome assembly